AUGAUUCCAAAGAUUUUCCGGGAAGGUAGAACAGUAGAAGGUCGAAGAAAAACCGCAAGAAAUCUGGCCGAUAGAAUUCGGAAGAUCUCCGGGGACAAUUUAAGAUUGCAAGGGUCGAUCACUCCAAACACUAUUCACCACCACCACCACCACCACCACCACCCGAUUGUUUCAGUUUUCGCUACAGGUGCUCAGGAAUCCAGGGUUGAUUUUCUUUUAGAUAAUAGUGCUUAUGUCGGACGACUUUUUAACUGAUGGAAGUGUGAUAAGAGGUCGAAAUCAGAAUGGUAUUUGUUUCUUUAAUGGGGCUUCUGUUCCUCCAUGUGAAGGGAAUCCCUGCAACGUGUCUUCUGUUAGGGAUUAUCCGUGAGGUUGUGGACCGAUUAUGGGUUCUCUGGAAGUUAAUCCAUCUUCAUCAUCGAUCAAUAAGAAUAAUCAAGAUAACGAUAUCGAGACAGGUUAAACUUUUAUCUCACGAUAUGUCAAAAUCUAUAAAAGAUGGAAAGAUGUGGAUGAUUGUGGAGUUUCAGAAAGUAGACAAUCAAACCAUGUUGAAGGAUGAAAUCAGGGCCCUGUUAAUUCAAUGGUUGAGACUGAUGAUGAUGGUGGUAGUGUUAUCAAUGAAUCUAUACGAAAUAUGAAUUUUCCUCAAAGAAGAGUUUUUGGGGUUCGAGAUUUUCCUCCUUAUUGUGGCUUGAAUGCAACUGAACCUACAGAAGAAGAACGGAUAAGAAUCAAUGGAAGAGAAGCUUUGCAAUCAAGGAUAAUGGAUGUGGAAGAAAUGCAAGAUUGACUGAGCUUACGGUGGUUGGUACUUAAGAGUCAAUGGGAAUGUCAAAGCUGUGGUGCCAACUGGAAAAUCUGCAGAGAAAAGUAAAAGAAUGGGUGGGGUGGAGGUGGUGAGUGGUGUUUAAUUGAAGUGGUUUGCAGUUUUUCUGAACAAACAUUCCAUGAGGUAAGAGUGGGACCUAUUGCUAAACUUAAGAAGCAACAAUGAGGUCAAAAGACAAUCCACAUUUCGAAGUAAAAUCUCCCACUUGGAGGCUGAGGCUGAUUUAUCAAUCUGCUGUCAACCAGACAUAAACCAUGUAAACCCUCUCUCUCUCUCUCUCU
This is a messenger RNA of Lactuca saligna, 1113 nucleotides long. The record is from the annotation of a GenBank genome assembly. NCBI's taxonomy places the organism in Eukaryota, Viridiplantae, Streptophyta, Magnoliopsida, Asterales, Asteraceae.